AUGUCAGUGCUUAGUUUGAAGCCGGAAGACAACCGAAAGGACCAAAGAAAGGAAUCACUGGAGAGUGUGUACAGCAGCAACUCCCGGUUAAACCUGUUAAGUAAGCGCAAGCGUAUGAAUCCACUCGGAAUGGACCUCUCCAACCCCUCACUGGCUAGGAAAGGAGGAGACAGAUACGUGACGCAGAGGGAACUUAGUAAUGAAAACAAGAUUUUGCGUGCCGUUCAGAAGAAACAAGAAAUUGCACUUCAAAGGUACGAAAAUUCAAAUGCAGAGCUCCCGCAAGUCUUGCAUUCUCACACAGAAGAAGUGCGGAUCCAACAAAUGAAAUACAAACAGUUGAAACAGCAAAACAAAGAAGUAAUUCAGAAGUUGAAAGAACGUGACAUGCAGCUGCAGCAACUGAGGGAUGAGCAUAAUCAUUUAUUGGAGCUGAGCAAAGAUAGGAACCUCCAAGACCGCGAAAAGCUUCAAGCCCAACUUACAGAGCUUAGCAGCAAAGUCCAGCAACAGAACGAAACGAUAAUGAUGUUACAACGUCGUAUUGCCCUCGAAGCGAAGAACUUCAAACACCAGUUGCAGAACGAAAUCAAUAAGCACAAAGAUACGAGACAUGAUUUAGACAUGGCCAUCAAUAAUGCGGAUAAACUGACAACUAUUAUUGAGAUGAAAGAGAAAAUGCUAAGCACAGCGGCGAGCCGGUCAGUCAAGUCACCAGUGAAGACUUCUUCCAGCAGUACCCUCCCGGUGACUAAACAGCAAUACAGCUACAAAACUAGCCGUUCAGAGACUGAUGCAACUGUCAGUGCUACUAAAAGGGAUGAUAGAGUUAACUUGGACCAAAAUAUAAUAGCAAAGUUAUGUGAAAACUCUCGCAACGUCAGCAGUGCAUUAUCCCAUGAAGAGGAUACCUCAUCGUCUACUGAACCACGUUCACGAUAUGGCAGAAGUCGCACUAACUCUACAAGUACCCGCUCCACUUCAAACACUGGUACCAGAAAAAAUUCUAAAAGCUCUGAUGAAAUGGUGGAUCUCGCAAAAACUGUCCAAGAUGGAAUGGCCGAUUUAGCCAUAUUCGAUGACGAACUAGUUAUAGAGCAACAAGAUGAAAUUCAUAAAAAAAUAGAAGGAUUGAAAACUGAGCUAAUGAAAAGAAUAAAAAACGAUGAACCACCAUCUAGAAAAACUAGUGCUUUGAGAAGAAAAACACCAGAGGAGUCUAUCGAAGAACAACCUGAAUACGAAAUACAUGAACGUCCAAAAUCUAGAGGCAGAAGAAACUCCAGCGUUUCAUUCUACGAAGAAUCAAGCAUUGCAGAAUCUACCACAACAGUUGCAGUACAUGAGAAAGAAAAACAAAUUUGUGUUAAGCGAGAAAACAGUUCCAUUGGUGAACGAAGCGUUAAGCGCGAAGGCAGUGCACUUAGUGAACGCAUGAUAGAUGGCAAACCCAUCGAUAAAUACUGUAAGGAUAUAAUGCAAGAUAUCGAAAAGAGCACUAAAGUUAUAGAUAAACAUAUGAAAGCUUUCGGUCAACCACGAUUUGAAAGCGACAAACUUGUGGAACAGCUAGAAGUCGUAGAUAAAAUAAAUGAAUUUGUAAAUGGUAGUGGGGAUAUUCCCGAAGCAGCAUUGUCAGAACUUAACAAUAACUUUAAAAUGCUGACAGAGAAUGUACUUUCUGAAGCACCGUUAGCAAGAAAGCGAUCAAUUGCUAGUAGAAGAAAUUCCCGGGACGCGAGAACAAAUUUACUCGCUGAUUCAAUGACCAAUCAGGAAAUGUUAGAAGAUCUGUUAGGAAGAAAAUGA
Molecule: messenger RNA, 1809 nt
Organism: Arctia plantaginis
Lineage: Eukaryota; Metazoa; Arthropoda; Insecta; Lepidoptera; Erebidae
Source: the annotation of a GenBank genome assembly